Molecule: messenger RNA, 702 nt
Organism: Cucurbitaria berberidis CBS 394.84
Lineage: Eukaryota; Fungi; Ascomycota; Dothideomycetes; Pleosporales; Cucurbitariaceae
Product: PRTase-like protein
Exons: 2
Coding region: 1-702 (233 amino acids)
Source: RefSeq, a predicted model, not a curated record
AUGGCGAACAUCCAGCUUCCAAAGAACGCACACGUAUCCACCCAUCCAUGUCUCCAAGCGAAGCUCUCGCAGCUCCGGUCCGCGAAGACAGGGUCCAGAGAUGCCCAAACACUGGUGCAUGAAAUCGCCCUCAUGGUUGGAUACGAAGCGCUGGCCUCGGGCCUGAAAGCCCAGCAGCAAGGCACAGACGAAUCACCACUAGGCUACACAUACACAACAACCACCACCUCGCCCUCCCCAACCUCGAUAUCCCUCGUCCCCAUCCUCCGCUCCGGCCUCUCCAUGGUCCCAGCGCUCUCCUCGCUCCUCCCCGCACCCGUCCCCAUCCACCACCUAGGCCUCUACCGUGAAAAGUCCACCCUCCAGCCCGUAGAAUACUACAACAACCUGCCCUACCAUUUCCCCUCGUCGGCCGCAAAUAGCAAGCCGCAUCCCGAGCUGGCCAUUAUCGUCGACCCGGUCAUUGCCACGGGCGCAACGGCUUGUGCGGCGAUUGAUUCGCUGCGGGAUUGGGGUGUUAAGAGGAUCAUUGUGUGUGCGAUUCUGGCUACCGAGGACGGACUGCAUAAGGCGUGUAGUGAGUGGGAAGAGGGUGUUGAAGUGUGGGUUGGUGGGUGCGACAAGGAUGUCGAUGAGAAGGGUAUGAUUAAGCCUGGUCUAGGUGACAUUGGCGAUAGAUUGUUCCUGACGCUUGGGAAAUGA